Xenia sp. Carnegie-2017 is the source of this 1752-nucleotide messenger RNA. RefSeq lists its product as uncharacterized. The coding region runs from base 1 to 1752 and encodes 583 amino acids. The transcript has 8 exons. The record is from RefSeq and is a predicted model, not a curated record. Lineage: Eukaryota; Metazoa; Cnidaria; Anthozoa; Malacalcyonacea; Xeniidae.
AUGACAUCCACUAGUUCACAGACAGAUGAAACAAAAGCCACUCUGGGUUGUGUACAGUUGCCAUUUGGCACAUCUGAUAUUGGUCUUGACGAUAACAGAUUUUCCAAAACUGUGGACAAAAAUGAUAGAAAUGAAUAUGAUCAGGAGCAAGAUACAGAUACUGAAGAAUUCGUACUUGGAGAUACAAAUAGUGAAGACUCAGAAUUCCUGGUUGAAUGUUUCGAUCGCUGCUCUAAAUGUGGUAGUAAAUGCCUUGUUAGCGUAGCAAACACCAUUGGAACCUUUUCCAGAAUAUCUGUUCAAUGCUUACUAGACGAAACCCAUAGCUUUACAUGGUGCACAGGCCCCUUGUGUAAUAGACUACCGGUAUUUCACCUGAUGCUGGCCUCAGGCAUCUUGGCCACAGGGCUAGAAUGGGCUAAGGUUCUUCGACUUCUCAGUGCAUUGAAAAUAAAAUGUUUCACACGUCGUGAAUUUUCAAGAUUGCAAUCGGCGUAUGUUAUACCUGCCGUGUUCAAUGUUUGGGGUGGUGAGAAAAAGAGAUUGUUACAAAAACUAAAAGGACAAACUUGCUGUAUUGCGUCAGAUAUGCGAGUAGAUAGCCCAGGUCACAUCGGGUUGUUUGGUUCCGGGAGUUCUUUGGACGUCGAUAACAAUGUCAUACUUGAUACACAGAUCAUAAAGAGCACUGAAGUCAAGAAUUCCAACGCCAUGGAGCUAGAAUCCAUCAAGCGUCAACUUGCAUACCUCGAAAAUGGUGAUGUUAAAAUUACCAAGCUUGUGACUGACAGACACAUCCAAGUUACAUCUUACAUGGCUAAGGAGAAGCCAGAAAUAGAACAUGUUUAUGAUGUUUGGCAUGUGGCCAAAGGAGAGAAAAAGAGGUUACUUAAACUUGCAAAAAAGAAGAAAUUUUGUGCAAUUAAGCCUUGGAUUGGGUCCAUCAUAAAUCAUUUGUAUUGGGUGGCAAGCUCCAGCAGCACUGAAAUUGAAAAAGAAGAAAAGUGGAAAAGUUUGGCAAAUCACAUUGCUGAUAUUCAUACUCAUGAAGACAACAAGGUGUUUACCAAAUGCUUGCAUGAAGCUACUAAACGGCAAUGGUUAAAAAAAGGUAGUGCAGCUCAUAAGAAACUAACUGAACUUAUUUCAAGACCAAGAUUGAUAAGUGCAGUUAGAAAGUUGUCAAGUCACCAACAAACAUCAGGCUUGGAGGCAAAGCAUUCACUUGAUAAUCUUUUUGCAUCAAAAAAUACAUACUAUCCAUAUCACUCAAUCAUGGCCAGGUUAUUUUGUGCAAAUUUACAUUAUAAUGAAAAUGCUAAUAGACCCCAAGCAACAACACAAAAAGGGGAUAAAAGAUGGUCAGUUGCAUACCCUAAAGCUCACAAAGGAGAAAAAGCUGUGGCCAAACCAAUAAGCGACUGUCCUACCUACAAUUAUGUGCAAGAUGUUCUGACUGAGUGUCUGAGACUUCGCAAAGAUUUCAACACCACAAAAAUAGCAUUGGAGAAUGCAAAAACAUUGCUUCCGAAAGAACCUCCCUCACUUGUGGAAACAUACUUGUGUGGGAAGCAAAGGCAGCCAAAAAAUGAAGUCAUUCUUCGCAGACACAGUAGAUUUACAACGCCUGCUUUGCCCGACGAUAAAAUAAAUGACAAAGUAUGUCUUUGCAAGGAAAAUGUGCUACAAGCCGAUGUUAUUGUAGGAAUAAGAAUCGUCCAUGUACGGAAAGUUGUGGUUGCCAAACCAUGA